Molecule: messenger RNA, 3053 nt
Organism: Capsicum annuum
Lineage: Eukaryota; Viridiplantae; Streptophyta; Magnoliopsida; Solanales; Solanaceae
Product: protein PSK SIMULATOR 1
Exons: 13
Coding region: 739-2673 (644 amino acids)
Biological process (GO): positive regulation of growth
Source: RefSeq, a predicted model, not a curated record
ACAUAUUUUCUCAUUUUUAACGAGGAGAGUCAACAAAGCAGUACCACCCUCCUACUAACAAGUCACUAACAAAGAUGUUGUCUUUCAAGAACAUAGAUAACUGUGUAUCUGUGCGUGUGUGAGAAAAAAAAAAAACACUCUGUUUGCUUACUCUAUCGUGUCUGACUCGAGGGUUCUCUUUGCUCACUUCUUUGCCACUAUUCUUGACUCAACACCCAUUAAUCCAAAAAAACAAAUAAAGGAAAUACUAAUCAAGUGUAUUUUGUUCUUGUUGAAAAAGGGGCUAUUAGAAUCUGUUUUGUCUUUGUUCAGAUCCAAGUUAUCAUCUUUUCUAACCCCCCCCACCCCCCAUUUUAUGUUUUUCUUGGUAAGCUUGCUUUUGCCUCUUUAUUAUACAGCUGUUUCUUUGACUGUGUCGGUUUCUAUUUCUUGUUUUCUUGCUGACUGAUGAGGUAAAGUUAUGAUCUUUAAGACCCUUUUGGCAUGUUUUGACUUGCUUUUUAUAGUUCAUGAUAUAGAGGUGGAUCUUGGAUUUUUGUACGAGUGACUUCCUGCUAAUUUGUGGAAAUGAAUUCGUGGAGCUGUUUGGUUUAGCGUAGCUGAUUUGAACGCAGGAUUGUCAAGCAGCUUUGAUGAUAUCAGUCUUCUGAUGCAGAUGUUUCUCAAGGCAUUUAUAAACUUUUGACUCAAAUGUUGAUGGAAACCCGAGAUUGAAGUAGGUUGAAGCAUUAUAGAAUAAUGGGUGGUCUUUGCUCUAGAAGAGCCACCAGUGAGAAUACAACAGGUCGUUCCAUACCACAUGUCAACGGUCACUUCAACUAUGGUGCUGGAACAGUUUAUCAGUCACAUAGAUUGCCCACACAGGCAAAUAAUGAUACUAUGCGAUCUCCAUCCGGAGAAAGCACAGAAAAGCAACCAAGUGAACCAGUGUUCUCUUUUCCAGAGAUGAAUGCAGCUUCCCACGGUCUUGAAAUGGAUGAUAUAAAUGAUGGAAUUCCUCGAUUGUCUCGGGCAUUAUCAAAUAAAACCAGAUCAACAAGGUCAAAGCAGGUUGCCAGGGCAAAGGUUUCAGAAGUGAGUUCACUUUUGGGCAGAGCUGGUACAGUGGGGUUUGGCAAGGCAGUAGAUGUGUUGGACACUCUAGGUAGCAGCAUGACAAAUUUAAACCUUAGUGGUGGCUUUGCAUCCAGCAUGGCAACCAAGGGAAAUAAAAUUUCCAUUUUGGCAUUUGAAGUUGCAAAUACAAUUGUCAAAGGUGCCAAUCUUAUGUAUUCCCUUUCAAAAGAGAACAUUAAGCAUUUGAAGGAGGUGGUUCUCCCUUCUGAAGGUGUGCAGUUGUUGAUAUCAAAAGAUAUGGAUGAGCUCUUCAGAAUUGCUGCAGCAGACAAAAGGGAUGAACUGAAAAUAUUCUCUUGUGAAGUGGUUCGCUUUGGAAAUAGUUGCAAAGAUCCUCAAUGGCAUAACUUAGACCGUUACUUUGAGAAGUUGGAAUCAGAAUUGACACCUCAUAAACAAUUAAAAGAAGAAGCUGAGACUGUGAUGCUGCACUUAAUGACCUUGGUACAGUAUACAGCUGAACUAUACCAUGAAUUGCAUGCAUUGGACAGAAUUGAACAAGAUUGUCGACGUAAAGCCCAAGAAGAGGAUACUUCAAAUGCUACUCAGAGAGGAGACGGCCUUGCAAUUUUGAGAGCAGAGUUGAAAAGUCAAAAGAAACAUGUUAAAAGUCUAAAAAAGAAGUCUCUCUGGUCCAAAAUAUUGGAAGAGGUGAUGGAAAAGCUUGUGGACAUUGUCCAUUUUCUCCAUUUGGAGAUCCAUGCUGCAUUUGGCAGCACCGAUGGAGACCGACCAAUAAAAAACAACCAUCAGAGAUUAGGAUCUGCUGGUCUUGCAUUACAUUAUGCAAAUAUCAUUACUCAGAUUGAUACGCUUGUCACCCGAUCAGGUUCAGUGCCCCCAAAUACAAGAGAUGCUUUAUACCAAGGGUUGCCACCAAACAUCAAGUCAGCUUUGCGAUUCAAAGUACAAUCCUUCCAGCUCAAGGAAGAGUUAACUGUGCAACAAAUCAAGGCUGAAAUGGAGAAAACACUGCAGUGGCUUGUUCCCAUGGCAACCAAUACAACCAAGGCCCACCAUGGCUUUGGAUGGGUUGGAGAAUGGGCAAAUACAGGGAAACCUGCUGGCCAGACUGAUCUACUCCGAAUUGAGACACUCUAUCAUGCCGAUAAGGAGAAAACUGAAGCUUAUAUUCUUGAAUUGGUUUUAUGGCUUCAUCAUCUUGUCACUCAGUCGCGAAGUGCUGCAAAUGGUGGAAUCAGAUCUCCUGUGAAAUCUCCAUGCUGUUACCCUAAUCAAAAGAUGAAUCAGUUAACACACAAGCCAAGUUCUCCAUCUCCCGCAUUAACAGUUGAAGACCAAGAAAUGCUUCGGGAUGUAAGCAAGAGAAAACUGACACCCGGAAUAAGCAAGUCUCAAGAAUUUGAUACUGCAAGAACAAGGUUGAGCAAGUUCCACAGGCUGAGUAAGAGUAGUAACCAUACCCCUAUACGUGAAACCAGGAAAGACCCCUUUCCCAUCAGGAGACCGUCUUCUGUUCCAGUGAUUGACUUUGACAUUGAUCGGCUCAAAGCUUUGGAUGUCAUUGAUAGAGUUGAUACAAUUCGAGGUGCAUAAUGGUAAAAACUAUAUAAGCUGUCUUGGCAGAGAUCAUCCUUUAUUUGAGGCGUCAAUUUUCUGCAUGAGCCGGUCAUCACCUUCUGCUGCCGUUGUGCACUAGUUUGUGUUGGGGAACUAGAUAUCAGAAAAAUGUCGAAAAUCUGCUAUCUGUUCUCUGCUGCAGAAUUUCCGGUAAGUUUAGGGUACUAUGAUGAGUGAAAGUGAAUUUUUCGUCUCUUUUUCGUGAAAUGAAAAGUUGGAUUCAAGCCUGGUUGAGUUUGGGCUUUUUAGGGGAGUGAAUGAAUGUACCUUGUAUAAUCCCAUCAUCAUAUGUACAAAAUGUAAUGUAAUAUUUAUUUUAACCUUAAUAAUCAAAAGCUUGUUAUUUGUUUCUCCUA